CACGUUUGUAAUAAAGAUCAAACAAAGUCACGCUAAAACACUUGUCGCCUGUACAGUUUCAAUGCACGGAGGCACGGCGCGAGCUGUCACUCAUUGUAUUCAGAGACCGGCAGCCUUUCACGAGAGACGCCUGCAUAGUACCUAUUUAAACAAUGUCAGCGGACAAAGUGUUCCACUCCCGCUCGCAAGGCAUCCCGUCCGAGGGUGUGAAGGACCAGUACGCGGACGGCAAGGCGGCGAGGGUGUGGAAGAAGUACAUAGGGGAUAGCAACCAGAGGACGAAGAACUACAGAGACUUCCUCUCCGGCCUGCUGAGGAAACAUGGCUGCGAGCGCGUACUGGACGUGGCCUGUGGAACUGGAAUAGACUCCAUGAUGCUCCUGGACGAGGGAUUCAAGGUGGUAUCAGUGGAUGCGUCCGACAAGAUGCUGAAACACGCGCUGAAGGCGCGCUGGGAAAAGAGGAAAGAUCCGCGUUAUGACGAGUGGGUGAUCGAAGAAGCGAGUUGGGAAACCCUACCACAGGACGUGCAAGCGUUCCUCCCCGGCGAGUCGUUCGACGCCGUCAUAUGCCUCGGGAACUCGUUCGCCCAUUUACUGGACGAGUACGAAGACCAGCGGACACAGAAGAUGUGCUUGCGGAACUUUGCCAAAGUUCUGAAGCCAGGAGGACUGCUGCUGAUAGACCACAGGAACUACGACGCCAUGAUCGACAGUGGCGCCACUCCUGGACACUCCAUUUAUUAUAAUUGCCGGUACCCAGUCGACAUCAAGACGUCGGUGCUGGUGGUGCGCGGCAAGCCCGAGCUCGUGGCGCUGGACUACUGCAUCGACGCCGCCGAAGACGAACUCAACACUGAGAAGAGCGAGUUUCGGUUGUGCUAUUACCCGCACAAGCUCGACAGCUUCACGCGCAUGCUCGAAGAGGCGUUCGACGGGCGCGCGACGCACCGCAUCUUCGCCGACUUCCAGCCGCUGGCGCAGGUCCGCGAGCCUGCCUACUACAUACACGUCAUGCAGAAGGCCAUGGAUUGACCCCGACCUUCUCAUACCAAAAUAUUCUAGCCUAAACAUCAUCAUCUCAGCCAAUGAAGGUACACUGAUAGACGGACUAUUUACCCGCUUACAUUAUUAUCCUGAACAUAAUUUUAUCUUAUGAAGCUUUAGGUCUAGACAGACCUAAACUUCUAUUACCAAAAUAUUGUAGCCUAUAUGGCUAAUAUAGCAAGCGCGCCCCGACUUACGACUGCAUUAAUGCUUUCCAUCGGGCUUAAUUGUAGUCAAGCUACAUUACCUACAUAAAAAAAAUACAUCAACAUCAUCUCAGCCGAUUGAAGUCCACUGCCAGACCAACCGUUCUCCCUCUAUCUUCCUUAUUAGUCUAACCGCCAGUCCCAUUAAUCAAUCGCCAAUGCACUUUCCUAUGCGAGGUCUCCAUUCAGGGGCGUAGCUAUUGCCGUAUCCAAUAUCCAUGAUAAGACUACAGGAGCCCCAAAAUUAGAUAAAUGUAAUCCACAUCACAUCUGGUGCUUCCCGGAAAAAAUCAUAUAAAAAAUUGCAUGUAGUUUCACUUUAUAGAUGACAAAAGUCAAUAAAAGCAGUCCUUUUUUUCCUGGGUUCCUUGUUUGAGACAUGGCUGUGUCAAUAACUUUUAUAGAAUCUCAUGUCUGAUUAAAUCAGAUUACUUCAGAAAAAAUAUUAGAAAAUAUUGUGCAUGUACAACCAGGUGUAUAUUGUGAAUAAGCAAUGUUAUGUUAUUACUUGUUAUAAAUUGUUAGAAAUAUAAAAUAAAUAUAUUUUAUCAAGUUA
Molecule: messenger RNA, 1808 nt
Organism: Bicyclus anynana (squinting bush brown)
Lineage: Eukaryota; Metazoa; Arthropoda; Insecta; Lepidoptera; Nymphalidae
Product: glycine N-methyltransferase
Exons: 6
Coding region: 153-1034 (293 amino acids)
Biological process (GO): protein homotetramerization; regulation of gluconeogenesis; one-carbon metabolic process
Cellular component (GO): cytosol
Molecular function (GO): glycine N-methyltransferase activity; glycine binding; S-adenosyl-L-methionine binding
Source: RefSeq, a predicted model, not a curated record